This is a messenger RNA of Chiroxiphia lanceolata (lance-tailed manakin), 2934 nucleotides long. It is a transcript of the gene FOXRED2, whose product is annotated as FAD dependent oxidoreductase domain containing 2. The transcript has 9 exons. Bases 89 to 2131 code for a protein of 680 amino acids. The record is from RefSeq and is a predicted model, not a curated record. Gene Ontology annotation, molecular function: monooxygenase activity; flavin adenine dinucleotide binding. Lineage: Eukaryota; Metazoa; Chordata; Aves; Passeriformes; Pipridae.
AGGAGGGAGCGGAGCGGGAGGAGCCCGGAGCGGCAGCAGCGGAGCGGCGGGGGCUCCGUGUCGCAGGGGUGGCGGUGCCAGCCCUGCCAUGGCCACGUUGGUCUAUGGGAUGCUCCUGGGGCUGGCCCUGUGUGCACUGAGCAGCACUACUUUCCUCUACCACGACUACUGUGUCAUCGGGGCCGGCCCCGCGGGCCUGCAGGCAGCCUAUUUCCUCCAGCAAGCCGGGCGGGACUAUGUUGUCUUCGAGCGGAGCCAUGCACCUGGCAGCUUCUUUGCCCUCUACCCUCGCCACCGCAAGCUCAUCAGCAUCAACAAGCAGUACACGGGCAAAUCCAACAGCGAGUUCAACCUCCGCCACGACUGGAAUUCUCUCCUCAGCCAUGAUAGGCGGCUGCUUUUCCGACACUACUCGCGUGACUUCUUCCCUCACGCUGACACGAUGGUGCGUUACCUGGAGGACUUUGCAUCCCUGCUGGAGCUGCGGGUUCAGUACAACACAGCCAUCAUCCACGUGACGCUGGAGAGAAAUGAGCAGGCCUGGAAUGGCCACUACUUCCUCCUGACUGACCAGGACAGGAAGAACUACAAGUGCAGCUCUUUGUUGGUUGCCACUGGGACGUGGGUCCCCAAUGUGGUAAACUUCCCUGGCUCAGAAUAUGUUGAGGGUUACGAGACUGUGUCCAUCAACCCGGAGGAUUUUGCUGGCCAGACCGUGUUGAUCUUGGGACGAGGGAACUCAGCCUUUGAGACAGCAGAGAACAUUCUGGGGGUCACGAAUUUCAUCCACAUGGUGAGCCGGUCCCGCGUGCGCCUCUCCUGGGCCACCCACUACGUCGGGGAUCUGAGAGCAAUUAACAAUGGACUGCUGGACACCUACCAGCUGAAAUCUCUGGAUGGGCUUCUGGAGGGCGACCUGGAAGAUCUGGCUAUUGUCAAGGACAAAAAAGGAAAGCUGCACAUCACACUCCGGUUCUACCUGGAGAAUGGGAACAUCAGCGCAGGCAUCGAUUCCAUCACCCUCCCGCAGGAUGAACUGGACAAUUUUGCCACCCGGGCACCUUACGACCGUGUCAUCCGCUGCCUGGGCUGGAAGUUUGACUUCUCCAUCUAUAACAGAUCCCUUAGAAUGAUGCCAGGAAAAGGGAAUAUUAAAAAGUAUCCUCAGAUCAAACCCAGCUAUGAGUCCAGAGGCACUCGGGGGCUCUUUGUUCUCGGCACUGCUAGCCAUUCUGUUGACUUCAGGAAAUCUGCUGGGGGCUUCAUCCAUGGAUUCCGGUAUACAACUCGCGCAGUCCAUCGCCUAUUGGAAAACCGUCACCAUGGUGUCCCCUGGCCAUCCACAGUCUACCCUAUUACACAGCUGACCAAUUCCAUCAUCAAGCGGGUGAACGAGGCCUCAGGCCUCUACCAGAUGUUCAGUGUCCUGGCUGACAUCAUACUGCUGAGAGAGAAUGCCACAGCAUUUGAAUACCUGGAAGAGUACCCCAUUGGAGUCCUAGCCGAGCUGGAAAUGCAGACUGGGAGAAAGGCUCCCAACGGGCUCUUUGUCAUCAUCAUGGAGUAUGGGAGGAAUUUCUCUGGGGCUGACAAGGAUGUCUUCUACUACAACCGUGCCGUGGGAGAAGCACAGCAUGCCUGGCAGUCCAACUUUCUACACCCUGUUAUUUACUAUUACAAACACCUCCCAACAGAGCAUGAGAUGAAACUCCGGCCGCCAGAGUGGCCUCUCCCUCGUCCAGAUGCCAUCCAUCACAUUGUGGAGGACUUUCUGACAGACUGGACAGCCCCAAAUGCUCACAUCCUGCCACUGAGGCGCUUUUUGGAGAACUGCCUCAGCACCGACCUGCGCAGUUUCUUUGCAGAGUCCUGUUUCCUGUUUGCCUUCACCCAUCAGAAGCUGCCCCCCUUCUGCCAGCAGGGAUACAUGAGGAUGCAGGGGCUCCUGGGCAACGAGGGGCUCCGGCGCCACGCGGUGCAAGCUGGACUACUGCAGGAUUACACUCUCACAGAUUUUUCGGGUGACAGACCCCCUGACAGCCACGACAGGUCAAGGGACCAGUUGCUGAGAGAUCAAGUCAUUCCAAUUCGUCCACUGCAACAUCUAGUCAAGGCCAAGGAUGAGCUUUGACCUUUCUUGCUCUACACUGAAACCUAGAGCUGUUGUGACAGUACUGUAACAGAGAUCCACAGCAGGAUUCUGCCCUUUUCCUGUGCCCUUUUUCCAUCCUCAUGCCUUCCCCUAAUCAUGAGUUGCCAAAGACCUGCUCAGAUCUUGCUGUUACGAAGAGGACCAACAUCUUUUGAAGAAUGAGCAACGGGCCAAAAUCCAGUGAUGCUGAGGCUCCUGCGUUGUCCUUGCAGAGCUCAGAGUUGCCUGAAAGUGGUGUUUGUGUUUAUCUGACUGACCAGUAUCUGCAGUGACGUACAGAGGUCACAGAAGAGAGUUCAGGAACACCUGGGAAACUUAAAAUGUCACGUUCCCCUUUGGAGGUGACCUGCUUGCACCCUGUGGAGCCUGGUGCAGGCUCUCUGGUCCCUGGAUGCUAUACCCUGUGUAUACUUGAAGAUUUGUUCCUGCAUCGGGUCCCGAAGUGGUACUCUGGGCAAACUUCCAGUAUUUUUCUUGCAUUUGAGUUAGGGCGGUUGUGUAGCUUCAGUGGGGAGGGGUGUUUUUUAGUUACCAUAUAGGUCAGAUAAUUUGUCAUUUCCCAGAGAGCACUACAAGGGACCCUUCCCUCCACAGUGGAUGAGUAGCUUGCCUGGAAUGCCUGGGACACAGAGACUGACACUGACUUCAGCUACACUGUCCUCAUGUUUUUCUUCUCCCACACCAGGCAGCCUGGAAGGUUAGCCCUUUGUCUUUUAUAAAGCAUGACCAGUAUUUCUGCUGUUUGCACUAUGUCCCAUCAAGAAAGUUUGACGUUGUUAAAA